AAUGAACGUUUGCCUGCUGCUUCGUUUUUACGAAAUUCAAACAGACUAGCGUAUACCUCUACAUUCUGGCGACUAGAAGUCUAAGUCCCUUCACGCUGCCGCCUGGCGUCCGGCAGAUAAGCAAGAUGGCUUACAAGUGUAUUGAUAUCGGUGUAAAUUUGACGGACCCCAUGUUUCGCGGCACAUAUCGGGGAAAGCCGGUGCACACAGAUGACCUCGAGCAGGUACUUCAACGGGCUCGUGACGCUGGCGUAGAACGCAUUAUGGUGACCGGAGGAAAUCUCAAAGAAAGUCAAGAGGCGCUCCAUCUAGCUCGCCGGCAUGAUUUUCUCUUUUCAACCGUGGGAUGUCAUCCUACACGAUGUCAAGAGUUUGAAACAUCAUCAGACGGAACACCCCAGGAUCCGGACGCUUACUUCACCUCCUUAUUGAGUAUUAUUAAGGAAGAUGCAGCAUCUCCUUCUGCAAAGGUGGUUGCAGUUGGCGAAUGUGGGCUUGAUUAUGAUCGGUUAGAAUUUUGUCCGAAGGAACUCCAGCUACGAUACUAUGAACGUCAGUUUGACCUUGCUCAGCAAACAGGUCUUCCAAUGUUCCUGCACAAUCGAAACACAGGUUCUGAUUUCAUUGAAUUGACCAAACGUAAUCGAUCAAAAUUCGUGGGUGGGGUCGUUCAUUCGUUUGAUGGCUCAAUAGAGGAAAUGAAGGUAAUAGUCGGAGAGCUGGACCUGUUCGUUGGUAUAAAUGGAUGUUCCUUGAAGACGCAACGUAAUCUGGAUGUAGUAAAAGAAAUACCUGUUGACCGGCUAAUGAUUGAAACAGACGCUCCAUGGUGCGACGUUAGGCCGACGCACGCAUCCUACAAAUAUAUCAAAGAUACUGAAUUUGCAAAUGCAAGUUCCCACAAGAAAAAAGAAAAGUUUGAGAUGGGUUGCAUGGUAAAGGGACGCAACGAGCCCUGCCAAAUAAGGCAAGUCUUAAAAGUUAUUGCUGAUCUGAAAAGCAUGGAUAUAAGGGAAUUAUCAGAGAUUGUGUAUCACAAUACAAGAAAGAUGUUUUUUCUGGGAAGAUCUUAGUAAACAUACAAUCUCAAUAGAAUUUAAGUAGAUCUGAGAUGCGUACGGUCGAUGGAAAGCUUGUAACUAUCAAACGUCAAUGUUGCACGGGAUACUAUUGGGCGAAGGAGAUGGAAUCAAAGCACUUACAGAAAUUCGCCUUACCGAGUAGAUGCAUCCAUUAACUCCAGUAGUGAAAAUGAAAGCCAGAAAACUCUGAUCUGCUGGUCAAAACUUUGAAGCUUCAGCUGCAACAGUCUUCGGGGCUCGCCACGAUCCACGAUCGAUGAUGCGUGAUCGUACAGACAUGGAACGUGUCAACCUCAUCGCUUGAUGGCCAUUUCAACACGCUUCUACCUCGCAACAUUCUUCGCUUAUUUCUUUCUACGGAAGCGCCUGAAGAAUAGUAAACCGAUUUUUUUUAUCCUUGCGGUUCUUCUCGGGUUGGUAGUCCUUCAUUACCUGGCUCUUCCCUUCCCGCACCUCCCACACGGCGCACGUUCUGCACCAGGGCAGUUGCCCUCAACCCCACAGCCAUCACCGAGCGAAUAAAGCAUGGAUAGGGAAAGCUCAAAAGUGAACGUUGGAUUGUAGCAGACGCAGAGCUCUGUCGUCGCGCUGUGGAGAUGGGCGCCAGGUUGACCAGUCAGAACGGAAACGCAGGCAAACCUAAUAAGUGGGCUCGAGCGAAUCAAACAUUCCUGCGAUACUUUAUUAUCAUUAUGGCCUCUGGGAUAGUGGGCCGUGAAAAUGGGAGGUUCACCAUGUACCCGGCAUCCAACCAGAGGCCUAGAAUAGUGUCGGAUAAAGGAUGAAGCUACACGAGGUCGGCCGUGCGCCAUCAAUGGCUUAUAUUCUUCUCGUUCCCCCUCUAUUUGCGAUUCACCCUGGAGAGGCCACUUGAGCGAGAUAGACUGUUGGAGUUGCAGAAAAAAUGGGCUUUGGUUAAUGACGUGUACGGUCAUUGAGAAUCACGGAUGGACAACUGAUAUUGACAAUAACAAAAGAGGUGUACAUGGUCAUAAACAUGGGUAUCAGACGAAUUGUAACUAGUCAUCAAAGACUGUCAAUGCUUGGCGAGGGCAAGACCAACG
Spizellomyces punctatus DAOM BR117 is the source of this 2146-nucleotide messenger RNA. RefSeq names its product TatD family hydrolase. The transcript has 8 exons. Bases 126 to 1073 code for a protein of 315 amino acids. The record is from RefSeq and is a predicted model, not a curated record. NCBI's taxonomy places the organism in Eukaryota, Fungi, Chytridiomycota, Chytridiomycetes, Spizellomycetales, Spizellomycetaceae. Gene Ontology annotation, cellular component: cytosol. Gene Ontology annotation, molecular function: 3'-5'-DNA exonuclease activity.